Parasteatoda tepidariorum (common house spider) is the source of this 9317-nucleotide messenger RNA. RefSeq names its product membrane-associated guanylate kinase, WW and PDZ domain-containing protein 1. Gene Ontology annotation, molecular function: protein binding. Lineage: Eukaryota; Metazoa; Arthropoda; Arachnida; Araneae; Theridiidae. Gene Ontology annotation, biological process: signal transduction. The record is from RefSeq and is a predicted model, not a curated record. Gene Ontology annotation, cellular component: cytoplasm.
UACUGCCGCGAGAGAGUGCGACGGUCGUCUUCUUAUCGUAAACGUGAUUUAGAAUUUAAAUAUCCUGUAAGUUGGCAGGUAAUCGGUGACGUUUUGGUUCUGUGUUCUCUCCUACUCUAUUGAAAAAUGAAGAUCCACGUUUAUUUCCGAUGAAUGUGAAUCGUUUGCGAUUUUACACACCAUUCAAAAUGAUUCCGAAGAAGAAUAUUUUGAAAGGAAUUACGUUAGGCUUCGUGUUUUCAUCGAUUCUUCUUGGAUCUUACAACACCGUAACCUCUGAGGUGUGCGUUUUUUCGAAAUCUGUCAAAUGAUCCGUUAAAAAUGUCCAAAUCUUCCCUAAAAAGACCUAUCACGCCCAAUAAAGAAUCCUUGUCGAAUCACCAUCAUCCUGUGCAAUUUGAUUCCAAAACAACCCAUUGGAGUAACAACGUGCAAGAGUGUACAGUGUGUACUGGUCCCGAGGGGACUUUGAAUUUGACAAUUCGAGGGGGUUCGGACAAAGGGGAGUUCGCUUAUUUUGAUGAUUUGGUGCAGUCUAGGAUUUCUUAUCUCUCUGGAUAUUUAGAGAAUGGAGAUGUGAUAUUAGAAAUCCAGGGACAAAAACUCGCUGGAUUUACACAGAGGGAUGUUGUGGCCUGGUUAAAUCACUGCUGUAAAAGUGGGAGUCCUGUUAGAAUAUGUGUUACUAAAGGCGGAUUGGGUAAAGACUUAAGGCAGCAUUUGAACACCAGGUUUCCAAAAAAUUCUCCUGACUGUGAACUACAAAAUACAGUGAGAGACAACUUAUAUCUUAGAACUGUCCCCUGCACAACUAGAUCACCGAGAGAUGGGGAAAUCAAUGGUGUGGAUUAUACCUUCCUCACUGUUGAAGAGUUCAUGCAACUGGAAAGAUCUGGUAAUCUUCUAGAAAGUGGAAUAUAUGAAGGAAAUCAUUACGGCACACCCAAACCCUUAGAAGAAUGUCCAGCCCCUGUUCCCAAACCGAGCAGUUACACAGUUAACAACAGCAACAACGUCAUACCUGGGAUACAUCCUUCCUCCGAGGGAAAAAGAAGGCGGAAUCGAUCCAGCGUUGAAGCAAUGACUGCAAAAACCAAUGAAGAACAGUCCGAUUCUGGCUACUCACAUUCUGGAAAAAACAGUAUUGAUUCUUCACAUGUUUCACAAGGAAUGAUUACUGAUGAUCACAAAUCUCAAAAGAAGUUUUCUACCUCUGAAGAUGAUGAUUUAGGCCCAUUACCAGAAAACUGGGAAAAAGCUUACACAGAAGACGGGGAACCUUACUUUAUUGAUCAUAACACUGGAACAUCUCAAUGGCUAGAUCCUAGACCGAAAAACAAAAAACCUGUUGGUGAAUGUGACGAAGAUGAACUUCCUUAUGGUUGGGAAAAAAUUGAUGAUCCUCAUUAUGGCACAUAUUACAUUGAUCACAUCAAUAAGAAGACACAAUAUGAAAAUCCUGUAAUUCAAGCAAGGAAGAACUCCACCACCUCUCUUCAUGAAGAUGAUUCAAUAAAAAGUUCUCAGCGCAAUAGCUGGAGAACUGAGAAAUCUGAUCGCACAGUUGAUCAAAAUUCAAAUGGAGUUCAGUUAGGAGUCAAUUCAUUGCCAAAGCAUGGAGAGGGUCAUAACAACAGUCUUCAGAGAAAUGCAUCCAGCCUCAAAGAAGAACAGCGCCCUGGAAAGGACGGAGCUCCCUAUGCCGGACUGCGUGGUUCUGGUUACAAACUGCCUUACGUCUUCACCUCCAAUCCUGCUGAUCUGGAACCUUUCAUGAUCAGAACUAGUCUUGUGAAAAGUGCCAGGGGAUUUGGCUUCACAAUAGUGGGUGGAGACGACGGGGACGUUCGUGACUUCUUGCAAAUCAAAGCGAUUGUUCCUCAUGGACCAGCAUGGCAAGAUGGAAAACUGAAGAUGGGUGAUGUUCUUGUAUAUAUUAAUGAACAAUGUGUUCUGGGCUUUAGUCACCAAGAUGCUGUUUCAUUGUUCCAGUCCAUCCCUCCUGGCGAGAUCGUUCAUUUGGGUGUUGCUCAAGGUUUCAAAUUGCCUUUUGAUCCCGAAGAUCCUAACACUGAAAUAGUCACUACCAAUGCAGUAUCCAGUUGUAACCAUGGCAAUGGGCCAAACGGUUUUUGUGGCUGCAUGAACGGGGGCAGUGAGUCUGCAGAAUCGACGACACGUUCGGCGAAAUCUAUGCCCGACCUCACUGCGUUUCAGUCUCAGAGGCAAAGAAACUUUGAACAUCCAUCCGAACUUAGUACAGGCAGUAAUGACCACUCUAUUAGCUCACAUGAUGUUAAUCAUCAAGUACCCAAUAAAGCUGAUUUCUUGUCAGUGGAGAUUGUAAAAGGGAAAAAUGGUUUUGGAUUCACCAUUGCUGAUAGUGUUUAUGGUCAAAAGGUUAAGAAAAUCCUGGAUAGAGAUCGAUGCCAGUAUCUGCUUGAAGGUGACAUCUUAAUUGAAAUCAAUCACAAAAAUAUCCGUGGGCUUCCUCACAGUGAAGUAGUGCAGAUCCUUAAGGAAUGUCCCUGCGACAAAUCAGCACAUAUCACUAUACAAAGGGGCUUAUUACCUCGUGUUACAAAGAUGAAAUCAGCAGAUGACAUUGGUAUUCGUAGAAGUGUUAGUAAUAAUUCUUCUCAUUCCUAUCCGUACCGAUCAACAGAAGGUUAUCAACCAGCACCGUCUACCAUGUACCGCAGCAAGACACCGACUGCUGAUCUCUACAGUUCACGAGAGAAAGAACCAGUUCACAUAAACAGACCAAAGACUCCGCUCGUCGAUACGAGGAAUUGGCCAAAAUCGCAGUCCAUGUCCUCCGAACCUUUAGAGAGACUCAAUGGUAAUCACAUACCUCGAGGAAACGGCAUCAUGAAUCAACAACAAGAGUGUGUUCGCUUAAACCCUGAUCCGAUGAGGCAUUCGGUGGGUGAUCACGGAUCAGACAAUGCUGUUAACCGCCCAUCUGCAUUCCUCAAUAAUUGGAAAAAUGACCAUGGUCCUGCCUUAAGAACUGCUUAUAGUGCUGCUUUGGACAAAACUACUGUUAAUCCAUCGUGGUACACUACAUUAGGUAAAUUGAGGGAUACUUAUUGGGCAGAUAACCAUAACAAAGAACUCAACAAAUCUACUGAUUUUAGUACUGUUAAUCACUCGUCCGACAUGCUGGAUGGGGGUGGGCAAUAUGGUUAUUUACAUCCAAAACUGCCUCCUCCAGUACCACCACACACGCGAUCAAACUUUAAUGAUUCAUACGAAGAUAGUGUUUUCUCUCAUAGUCCUGGUAACCAUUCUUGGCCCGCUAAACCUCAUAACGAAAAUGGACCUCAUCGAGAAUACGGGCUGGAGUGGAAUCCUGAUGGUUAUCAUCAGGACAUCACGAAUGACUCUUACAGACGAUCCAACUCAGUGCGAAGCAAUGGCCCAUACAGUCAGCCACCUGUGCAUGCAGGAUCCUAUGGGCCUAGUGAUACACACCAUGAACCCAUCUACAGAUCUGUAUCUUCAGGUCAUUCUCCUAAUAGUUCUCAGUACGAUAGUCUGUCCCGAAGGAAGCGAGGCACGUCCUUCGAGCACGAAAACCCGUCGGUCGUGUCUCUAAGCAAGGGAGACAAUUUGUACGCGUCAAGCUCAAUGUAUUCACAACCUGGAUCAGUAUUAAAACCACCGAUGCUCAGCCGUGUUCCAGAAUAUAUAGACAUGACGGUGACUCUCCAUCGUCAAGAAAGUGGAUUUGGUUUUAGGAUAGUCGGUGGAACUGAAGAAGGCUCACAAAGUUCUUACUCCAAGGUUGCUAUUGGCCAUAUAGUUCCUGGUGGAGCUGCAGACUUAGAUGGGAGACUUAGAACUGGUGAUGAGAUAGUAUCUGUAGAUAAUCAACUUGUACUGAAUACCUCUCAUCAUCGUGUCGUACAAUUGAUUGGAAACACGACCAAUGGAAAAGUUACCAUGGGUGUGCGUCGGAGAGUGUCAUCUGUUGAUUCUGCCUAUCAUUCAAGAUCGAUGGAAAGCAUAUAUCCAUAUGAUGUCACUGUUACACGCCAGGAAAAUGAGGGCUUUGGUUUUGUGAUUAUAUCAUCUGUAGGAAGAGCUGGUGCUACAAUUGGCCGCAUCAUUGAAGGCAGUCCUGCUGACCGAUGUGGGCAGCUGCAUGUGGGAGACCGAAUCCUAGCUGUAAACAAUGUGAGCAUACUAAAUAUGCACCAUGGUGAAACAGUGAAUCUUAUUAAGGACUCUGGCUACUCCAUCACCCUCACCAUUGGACCCCCACAGGAUGACACCUCCAGCACCACAUCUACUUCUCAAAGGGGAGAGGAUGUGGACGAUCAGUACCACGCCAUAGAACUGCACAGGGGAACACGGGGGUUUGGUUUCAGCAUAAGAGGUGGAAAGGAGUUUCAGAACAUGCCAUUGUUUGUGCUGCGUAUAGCUGAAAACGGCCCUGCUCACCAAGAUGGGAAGCUAAUGGUGGGAGAUCAGAUAAUUGAAAUAAAUGGAAAGAACACAAAGAAUAUGACUCAUGCCGAAGCAAUUGAACUAAUCCGGCAAGGUAAUAAUUCUGUAAGAUUGCUGGUUAGAAGAGGAGGCAGGCUACAUUCACAAGAAGAAGAAUCUACUGUACCACAAGUGCCGAUGAACAGAUUCAUUCCUCAUCACCCCCCUCAAAUGACACCUAAUGGCCUUGUUGGAGGAUCUGUUGCUGACACUAUAUCUCAAGACUACUAUGCAUGGGGAUAUGAACAAAACUAACUCUCAUCUUAAGACAGUGGGUUCAUGCCAAUUGAUUGUUUUUACUACAAAAGUUCUUUAAAAAUUUGAUCUGUUCUUGAAAGAUUGUUAUUACAUCUUAUGUUGUAAAUCUGUCAAUUUUAUGAAAAAUUUACCUGUAUUGAUUUUAAACAUGACUUGUUAGCUUAAAAAAAAAAAUUUUUUUUUUCAUUGUACUUGAAAUAUGAUGGAAAAAAAACUUACUAUAAUCUGUUGGUAAUUAAUAUUUCUUAUUUAUUACAAACUUAUGUAUUAAAAAUAAUAUUUUAAGUACAAAUCAAUACAAAAAAUAUUAUUUUGUUUUAAUAAAAUAGGACGUGGAUGUUUCUUUAGUUAUAAAUUGUACUGCAGCAUUGUUUUGCAAGUUAUGUAAAAACAGAAAUUUUAACUGACAUAAAACAUUCAGAAAGUUGAAAUCUAAGAGGCUGCCAAACAUCUUAGCAUAGAAGAAUUUUGAUCUUUUAAAAAAAAAAAAAAACAGACUGCUGUUCUGUAUAAAAACAAAAACUAUAAUUAUGAAUGCACUUAUAUAAUUUUCAUUUUUAAAAAUGUGCUAUGGUCAUCAUAAAAUAGUAAUCAGCAAAAAAAAUUCAUUUUUUUAAAUAUAAUAAUUUGCAAUAAAACUUGCACAACUUUCGUAUGCGUCUAGGUUUGUGUGUUUCACAUGAACAUAAGUUACAAAUAUUGCUGUGAUCAUUUGGUGCACUUAAAUUAUACAUCUCCCCUACUUUCCACAAUUGCAAUAUCUUUAUUGUACAUUAUCAUAAAAACAAAACAAAAAAAUCAUGUUGGGUUUAAAGCUUUUAUGUUGUAUAGCUAGCAAUUAUUUACCAAUUUGUAUAAUGUUUCGUUGCAUUUAUAUGUAUAAUUGUAUAAAUGUUUUUAGAAAACAAAUUUUUAGAGCCUCGCUUGCCAUUUUUUUAUUAGCAUAAUGUUGAUUAUGUAAGCAUCUUCAUUGAUUUACAACAAAGAUAAUUUUUAUAGUGAAGUUAUAUUUGUAAAUAGGAUAGAUUUUCAUGCGAACGUAUGCCGUUUAGUAUUUUAGAUUAUACCAUUUAUAAUGUACAUUUGUUAUCUAUGUAGUGUUGUUAUGUUGAUUUAUAUAUACAACAUUUUUCUUUGUUCUUUCAUAUGAAAGGCUAUCUAAAUUUCUUUCCUGUGUGUUUUUAGACUAAAAUAAGGCUUGUUAAAACUCAUCUUAUUCAAUUUAGAUUAUUGGAAAAAAAGUAUUGAAGUAUCGAAAAAAUUUUAUUUUUUUGUAAAAGUAAUUUCUUUUUUAUAAAAGUAAUUGCUCCUGCAAUUUCUUGGUUUUAAAUGUUAUAUUCAUUUUUAGUGCUCCUUGUUCAAAACUUUAAAAAAAAUUCUUAACUCUGUGUUAAAAUAAAUAUCAUUAAAAAUUCUCAUAGUAAAACUUGCAUGGCUUUGUUUGGCAGCUAUUGAAAAUAAGAAAAGCAGCUGUUUUUAAUAUAUUUUAGCAGCUAAUAUUUCCUUUUUUUAAGGGGGAGACUUAUGAAAAAUACGUUAUUUAGCAGAACCAUCACUAGACUUUGCGGGGGACCCUUAUAAAUAUUCUCUCUUUCUACUGUGCCUUUCAAAAAUGAAUCAUUUAGAACAUCUAUAUUAUUGAAAUAAUUUUUUUUUUAUAUUUCAUCCAUGCAAUAUUAGUGGCUGUGAAGGCGAUAUUUUGUGUUUAAGUGGUCUGCUUAGAUAUUCAUCUAAAAUUGUUAAAUUGAACCUUAUAUUUUAAUAAUAAAAAUUAACUCAAAAAAAAUAUUUUUUUGAAGAGCCCAUGGAAAUUUUUAGCCUUCUGUCUUCUUUUUUCUUCCAUUUCUUUGAUAAAAUAUUAAAAAAAAUGUUUUUAUAUUUUCAAUACAAAAACUAAUUUUAAAAAAUUUAUUUUCUUAUAAUUUUUUUGUUUUUAACAGUACAGUUGUAGGGGUCAAGACAGGUCUCCCACCAUUCGAUGGCUCUACAUUAAAAUGUAAAACUCUGGCUGGAAUACUUCUUGAUGUGUAAUAAAAACAUUAACGCUAAAAUAUUUCAUCGAAAUUUGUUCUUUGCAUGUUUGCGUGCAACUAAAUGUAUCAAAGUAUUGUUUUAAUGAACAACGAAUAAUGUUAUAUAUGAAAGUUUUUGCCUUAGUUUUAAUUAUUUAUAUAAUUGUGUCCCAUGAUUGUAAUAGAAGUCAGGUACUCUUAGAGUUUGCUCAUAAUGGCUAAUACUAAAUACCAUAUUACAACUAAUUCAAUAUAAGAAAUAUCUAUAACAAAUUAACAGACUUGGGUAUAAAACUGGGCAUCAGUUCCUUUUCCUUCGGCUGGAUUUUAAAAUGGCUUGAAGUAUAAUAUGAAGCAGCAGGUACGAAAAAGAAAAUUUUUAUAUGUACAAUGAUACAAUACAAAACAAUUUAAAUUGCUACUUUUAACUAGUAUUUUGUAAUAGAUCCAUGUUAUAAAUAAUAUUAACUAUCUCUAUUCUGGAUAUGGUACUUUUUGUGAAACUAAAAAUUUUAAAUACAAUAGUUCAUUUUUUUUUUUCCUCUUUUUUAUUUCAUAUUAAAUAAAUAAAUACAUUAGUGAAUCAGUUAUUUGAUGCCGAAUAUAAAGGUAUUUUUAAGUGUUGUUGCCUUAACAGAAAAAGAAGUAAUAUCUCUGAUCUUAAAAAUUCUGCUGAUUGUGGAUGAUAUUGAAUCCAUUGUUUAGAAGGCAUCAUUUCAUGGACUUAAAGGUAUUUUAUAAAUAAACAUUGAAAUGUUUAAAAUUCAAGUAGUUUUCCCAGAGAGCUUUAUGAAAUUUCUAUGUGCUUUACAUUUAAAGAGAAUAUUUAGGAACCCUAUUUCUGUAUAAGUAGUUUACAUUAAUAGAUUGCCUUUUGAACCACACUAAAGUAGUUUUUUCAUGUUUUUACCUUUUUUUUAAUUAGGAUAUGAAUUCCUAAUUGGAAAAAGAUGCAUCAUUCAUAAGUGACACUAUGAAAAUAAUGAAAUUAAAUUCUUCAUUAUCUUUCAUUUUGGAAAUCUUAAUCGAAUUUUUAAAAAAAACUCACAUUGAAUUAAAUUAUAUUAGGCUGUUUCUUGAAUACUCUGUCGUCGCACUGAAUAAUGCUUUUUAGUGAAUGAUGUUCUGUUUUCAUUGCUGCUGUUAUUUUGCAACUGUUAUUGAUAACAGUCAGAUAAAGUUAAGCCCACACUGUAUGCUAAUUCUGAUAAUGGUGCAAAAUCUCAAUUUGGAGAAAAGACCACAGUUUAUUGAAAAUAAAAAAGUACUUGUGAUUUAAUUUUUUUUUAAAUUACCUCACAUGGACUCAUUAAAAUUUCUAAAAUGGUGAGUUUUCAUUUAGGUUAAAAAAAAAAAAACUUUCCAGGUGCGCAAUUAAAAAAAAAUCCUUUAAUAUCUUUACAAAUAUUUAAUUAUUUCUCUGCUCUGAAGUCAAGAUUAUUCCUUACACCAAAAUGGUAAGGAUAGUUUAAAAUUAUAUGCCUUGAGUGCGGCUUUUUUUUUUUUUUUUUUUUUAAUUUUUUUUUUUUUUUUUUUUUUUUUUUUUUUUUUCCUUGAUGAAAGGCUUUGAAAAUAGGAUGAAAAAUAUUUUUAAAAAAAUCUGGUUUUCCGAAAGUGUUCCGAUUAGAUGUCAAAAAUGAACAUUUAUUUUGUCUGCCAUAUGUUUAAAUCAGGUGGUUUUCAUUAAAAAGAUUUUGGCUAUCUGCAUAUUAGUGUUUCUCUACAUAAUAAGACGAAUUUACUCAAUAUACAGCUAAUGAAAUACUUUAUAUUAUUUUCGAUUACAUUAUUACCUAAUUGAAGGUCACUUUAUAAUACAACAUUCUUUAUUAUAUAGUGAAUUUCCCAAGGUUAAAAUUGAACUUUCUAUGCAAUGUAAAAUAUAAAACACAUGUUAAUUAACUUAUUAGAUAAUUAUUUAGCUAGAUUUUACACCUGUUAAUUGUUAAAAUAAAACUAUCUAGUGUUUUUUGUACAAGGGGUAAAAAAUAUAGAACUGGCUUUGUAUAUAAAAUAAUGAUUAUUUCAUUUUUACUCUUCUCUCAAAUAUUGUUCCUCUUGCCUUCCAGUUAUCGAGAGCAAUUUGUUGGAAUUUUAAGGAAAAUUUUUAAGAAAUUAAAAAUUUUCUUCCAUGUGUGUUAAAUCUCCCCUCAUAAAAAGUGAAUACGGAAAAAACAAAUGUUUCGAAAUUCCUAAUAAUUAAUUAACUUUAAAUACAUAUGUAUAUUACUAGUAGAUAAAUUCUAUGUGGUAAUCAAUAUUUAAAAUUUACAAGAACUGUAUCUGUGAUUGUUUGUAUUUUGUAAAUAUUGUGAGAGAUCUCAUUCUAUACUAAGUAGAUAAAAAUUUUACAUUGAAAGAAAAAAAAAUUGAAUGUCUUUGUUUAUUCAAAGUAUGUGCCUACAAAGAAAGAAUUGGCCAAAAUAUUUUCGAUACUUUUGUUUCUCUUUUUUUUUUACGAGAGUUUUAAAUUCUCAUUUGAAACCAAAUAUCCAUGUAUUCCAGAUGACUUGCCUUUUUGUCUGCCAAAAAUAAAAUGUAUUUUUUGUAUUA